AAACUUCACCGAAAGGAAAACAAAUUUGCAGACCAAACUCUGCUCUCUCUCUCUCUCUCUCUCUAGGGCCCUUCGCUCUUUACUCUGUUCCAUAAUCGUUACCCAAUUUCAACUCUAUCUCUGCAAACUGAUCGAAGAUCGAUUUUUUGUUGGCAGUAUUCCAAGUCACUUAAUUUUCAUGGAGGUUCCAGGAAUGGAAGAGACCAACAAAUCUGAGGCCCACUUGACAUCAGCAGCAGCUUUUGUGGAGGGUGGAAUCCAGGAAGCCUGUGAUGAUGCUUGCAGUAUAUGCCUUGAGGCCUUCUGUGACAGUGAUCCUUCUACGCUGACCGGUUGCAAGCAUGAAUUUCAUCUUCAAUGCAUUCUUGAGUGGUGUCAGAGAAGCUCCCAAUGCCCUAUGUGCUGGCAACCCAUCAGCUUGAAGGAUCCCACCAGCCAGGAACUUCUAGAGGGAGUAGAACGGGAGAGAAGUAAUAGGUCUAAUCCACCUCGAAAUACCACAAUAUUUCAUCAUCCAACUCUUGGAGAUUUUGAAUUGCAACAUUUACCUGUGGGUGUAAAUGAUGCUGAACUUGAAGAACGUAUAAUCCAGCACUUAGCUGCGGCUGCUGCAAUGGGUCGGGCACGCCACAUUGCCAGAAGGGAGGGCCAAAGGAAUAGGUCAUCAACUCAAGGGCGCCCACAGUUCCUGGUCUUCUCCACCCAUCCUAAUGCGCAUCCUGCUGCUUCUUCCUCCCCUGAUCAGAUGGGAGAAGGUGAACCAGCUCCUUCAAUUUCAGUACCUUUUCCUUCGCCGCCUCUGAAUACGGGAGAAGAAUCUUCUCAAGUGACCACUCCAGUACCUUCUUCUCAAUCUGGUCCUGUUUCUGCCUUGGCGUCUGGAACUAGUGUUCCGGCUCCCAAUCAACAUGGAUCUUCCAUUAGCAAUAGUGGGUCGCCUAGUCAGUCAUCCCCGAGUACCCAAGAUAGAGCUGGGCCAUCAGACUUGCAAUCAUUUUCAGAAUCUCUGAAGACUCGAUUUAAUGCAGUGUCAACGAGAUACAAAGAGUCAAUUUCAAAGAGCACAAGAGGUUGGAAGGAGAGAUUGUUCUCUCGUAACGCUGCCAUGGCAGAUCUUGGUUCUGAAGUUAAAAGAGAAGUUAAUGCCAGCUUUGCAACUGUAUCACGCAUGAUGGAGCGUCUGGAAACGAGAGACAAUAGCAGAAUUAAUGAUCCUUGUGUGUCAAAUAGUUUAAAUAGUUCGAUUCCUCAAUCAGACAAUCAGCAGACAUCAGAAAAUGGUGGUGAAAAUUCUUUAAACGACCACAAUAAACCAGCUGUGUGCGCUGCAGGUUCUAGCUCAAAUUAGGCAUUAUACAACAACUGCAUCACCUGAAAGCAUUUCCUUUUAUACAGUAAGUUAUGUGUUGUAUUGUUUAUGCAUUCAAGAACCCGAUAUGUGAAUUUUGUAUGUUCCUUUUCUCUCAAUCCACUUGGAUACCUUUUUUGUUUACAUUCUAGUUUUUCCUUGUAAUACUUGCAUUUCUUAUAUAUAUAUGUUUUAUUUUAUUUUA
Messenger RNA from Prunus dulcis (almond), 1553 nucleotides. Its product is annotated as E3 ubiquitin-protein ligase RHF2A. The transcript is spliced from 8 exons. The coding region runs from base 179 to 1348 and encodes 389 amino acids. The record is from RefSeq and is a predicted model, not a curated record. Gene Ontology annotation, molecular function: ubiquitin-protein transferase activity. NCBI's taxonomy places the organism in Eukaryota, Viridiplantae, Streptophyta, Magnoliopsida, Rosales, Rosaceae.